This is a messenger RNA of Oncorhynchus gorbuscha (pink salmon), 931 nucleotides long. RefSeq lists its product as uncharacterized. Bases 268 to 894 code for a protein of 208 amino acids. Lineage: Eukaryota; Metazoa; Chordata; Actinopteri; Salmoniformes; Salmonidae. The record is from RefSeq and is a predicted model, not a curated record. The transcript has 4 exons.
CCAGAAGGCGAGGAUGCAGUGUUUGGAGUGAAGGAGGAGGAGGGAGAGAUAACUGAGAGAACUCCGGUGCGCUCUGCAGUGCGUUCCUGUCCGCUUUGCCCUAAGGUCGUGGUCGGCUUCAGUCAGCACCUGAGGCACACGCACAAUGUGAGGAACACGGAGGAGAGGAUCCUCCUCUGUAAUUGGAAGUCGGGCCGCGUCAACAUCAGGCAGGAGCCGUGCCCAGUGACGGGAUGCUCCGCCCAUGCCAGCCGGCUGGACCGGCACAUGGAGUCGCACACAGAGCUCGACAGAUCGCAGAGGAGACGGGCUUUAGAGGAACUCAGGAGACGGCUGACCAUGGAGCGGCUGGCCGCGUUGAGGGCGUCCAACCCUGUCGUCCCGCUGGCCACCCGUUUGGAUAUUGCGGAAACGAAGCAGGAAGAGGAGGAGGACUCUUUAGAUUCACUGCUGUCUCCUUUGGAAGAGGAGGAGGAGGAGGACGUGAGCUGCGGAGAUUAUUCCUGCCACUGCCAGGCGCCCAUCCUGAGGCUGCGGAAAGCUUUGCAAGAGCGCGAUGAGGCCCUGACCAAGAGAAGUGCGACCAUCCAAUCCGGUAGAGAGGACAACCUGAAGCUGACCUCGGAACUGAAUAGAGCGAGGAAGAGGUAUCAGCUACUGAAAAGGCAGAAGACGACGAGUGUCAGGGCGAGGUCGGCAAACGCGAGGUCGGGGAAGACGAGGUCAGCGAAGAGGUCCAGGUUUCAGACCGCGUCAGACACAGAACAAGAGGAGCUACAGCAGGACCAAGUCGUAGGUUCAAGAGCCCAGAUAGAGGAGGCCACGGCGCCCAAGUCUAGCAGCCAAACUCCCUUCCCGGGCUCUGCUCUGAGUUAUUGUCCUGCUGAAAGGUGAAUUCAUCUUCCAGUGUCUGGUGGAAAGCAGACUGAAC